Messenger RNA from Marchantia polymorpha subsp. ruderalis, 1001 nucleotides. The record is from the annotation of a GenBank genome assembly. NCBI's taxonomy places the organism in Eukaryota, Viridiplantae, Streptophyta, Marchantiopsida, Marchantiales, Marchantiaceae.
GUUUUCCAUCUGAAGAAAAGUCACGGGAUCGGAACUUCUCUUGUUCAGUGCAAUGUCCAGAAUCUCUACAGAGGGAGAGAAAGAGAGGCGCUGAAGAGAACUGAACGUUUAAGAGUCGGCAGUCUUCUCGAUCGGAGCAUUCGGCCUUCAAGGUUGAAUCAGCAAUCAAUUUCCCAGGAGAAGAAGUUGGACAACAUUCCCUUCCACGAGAAUGACAUUUUCCCGUGAUUGUGAAAAAACCUUUUGGCUCAGCGCGUUUAUUCUUCGAAGGCAGCACAAUCAUAAGGCGGAAUUGGCGAAGGGAUGAUCCACUUCUAGCUUUUGUGCAGAGAAGGAGGGCCAAAGGAAAUAGCAAACCUCCAUCCUUGAGCCAUCUCGGCAAUCAGUUGGGCAUACAAAAUGAGUGUGUUGAACUACUUGUCAAGUAUUGGCGACGGCAUCGACCACAGAGAUGGGACCGACAGAGAUAGUUAUAUUCAAAUAAAGGCACGUUUUGAAAACAAGCUGUCCGAAUGCCUCUGUGCUACGAAGAUGCGAAUGAAAGAAUGCGCCUACCAGUGAGGUUCGGAUCCUCGAGGUGCUGCUGAAGUCACGAGCUAAAAAGUAAACUUCGAGCAGCUGUGACAUAUACAACAGAAGUCAGUAGCACCAGCACCUCCGAGUGGAGCAUGCAUGGAUGAGUCGGCAUCGAGCGGCGCAUUGUAACCCAAUCCACCGCAAUUGCAAAAGAGUUCGGUCGUCUACUACACCAGUUGAGAACACGGUCGAUCCUCCGAUUCUUACUUAAUAUAAUGGCAAUUGUGGCCACCAAGCUGGAAAGUGGCUGGCCCCAUUUUUCAGGUUCUAAGCAGCGCAUCACCGAUGUCCACAACGAUGGCACGGUGGAGCUCGUCAGACACCUUGUGUCCACUCUGUGCAUGCAAUCUAUUGCUCGGGAAAGGAAUGCAAUCAAUCACAAUAAACUCAUAGUCCAGUUCGCUUUUCUCAGAUCUACUAGAUAA